This is a messenger RNA of Naegleria gruberi, 807 nucleotides long. RefSeq lists its product as uncharacterized. The coding region runs from base 1 to 807 and encodes 268 amino acids. The transcript has a single exon. The record is from RefSeq and is a predicted model, not a curated record. NCBI's taxonomy places the organism in Eukaryota, Heterolobosea, Eutetramitea, Acrasida, Naegleriidae.
AUGGCCAUGUUUGUUCGAGAUUAUCCAAGAGUGAAAGAAUUAUAUACUAAACUGUAUGAAGGAUCAAUUGAGCAAUCUUGGACUAGCAUUUUAGGGAAACGAUUUAGUGAAGAUGAAUUUGAUUGGAUUUAUGAUUUGGAAACUGAACUACCUCUAAAUAUUAAUGGAAUGUAUAAUAUUUUCAAAUCUAUAACUACUAAGCAAACCAAAGAUGAAAUAAUAGAUAUUUGCGAUGAUGAAAUGGUAAAAUCCCCACUCAAUCCUUAUAUUCCACUCAUGAAAGGAGUUCUAUUUAAUAAUUCUGAAUCUAUCAAUCAAGCUCUAGAAAUUUUGAAAAAUUCAAAACAAAUCAACAUAGAUACCCUCCAUAGAAUUCAUCAAUCUAAUUUAUAUAAUAAUGAAACUACUAAGGAACGAAUUAAUGAUCUAAAAUUCACUCCAAUCCUAUUUUGGAAGUGUCACUUUGAAAAUUCUAAUAGUAACGUAUCUGAUUGGAUCCACCAAAUUGAAACUCAUUCAAGAUUUCCUACGCAUUACAAUUUAAUUCAAUUAGGACUAACUUCAUCAUUUAGAAAUGGAAAUUACACUAGAGUACUGGAUUUUAUUCAAUUAAUGAAACAUUACGAAUCUCAAAUACCUACUGAUGAAUUAUUUGAAUCUAUUAUGCUGGGAAUUGAAGCAGCAAGAAAACUAAAUAGAGAAAAUGAGUUAAAAUCAUUCAUUGAAAUGCUCAUAGACAAACAUGGAGACAAUUCACCAUUUCCUUCUCUAUUACAAAAUCUUACAAACAUUGAAAGCAUUUCAUAA